AUGGGCGAGAAAUACCUGAAGCAAGUGAUCGACAAACCGGUGUCAGAGGACGGAUCAGUGCCGGGAGGGCUGGUGUUCGCUGCAUCCAGACUCCAGGGAUGGGAACGCCUGAUGGAGGACUACUAUGUGUGUCGCCCGCACUUCGACGGCAACACAUCGUUGUGGGCUGUGUUCGACGGACAUAACGGGCCCGAAGUGGCCGAGUACGCGGCUGAGCACCUGCCAGAGAUCAUCAAAUUGAAUGGGAACUACCGGCGCGGGCAGUACGAGAGGGGUUUCGAGGAGGCGUUCCUGGCGUUAGACGAGCGUCUGACGGAUGGGACGGCCAGACGGUACCUCAACGCCAUCCGCCAAAAGCACACAGACCGUGGAUCCAUCCAUGUCCCGAUCCAUGGGUCACCCGAGCCGGGUGUCGACAGCGGAUGCACAGCCAUCGUAGUACUCAUCAAAGAGGGCCAGCUCUUCAUUGCACACAUCGGUAGCCCUCGGGCUUACAUCGUCCGCAACGGACAGGUGGAGCGCCUGACCAACGACCACAAGCCCAGCGACGCGGCCGAGAAGGCACGGGUGGUGAACGCCGGCGGCCGAGUGAUCGACGGCCACAUCAGUGGUCGGAUGCCGUUCUCGCGCGCCUUCGGCCACCGGCGCUACAAACGCGGCCCCGGCGGCCACAGCCAACGGAUGGUCACCGCAAAGCCAACCUAUAAGUCGGUGGCCGUGAACGCGACCGACGCCAUGUUGGUAGUCGUGUCGGCCGGUGUUUGGCGCGCUAUCCCUGAGGACACGGAUCUCAUCAAACUGUUGGGCGCCGACAAGAACACCAAACGGUUGUCUGCCGCCUGUGAGGGUGUAUUUCGGCACAUCCUCGAGAUGCCGGCCAACGGCACCAUCGGUAAGGAUAACAUGACAUCCGUGAUCGUCAAGUUCGACGGCUCCGGCCCCACUCAUUAG
This is a messenger RNA of Oppiella nova, 951 nucleotides long. NCBI's taxonomy places the organism in Eukaryota, Metazoa, Arthropoda, Arachnida, Sarcoptiformes, Oppiidae. The record is from the annotation of a GenBank genome assembly.